AUGGACGCCAAACCUUUUCGACCGCGCGGCGCUGAAAAUGCACCUCAUCUUCACCAUCAGCAUAAGUCAACCGGAAAUUUGGCCAACAUGGCCAAGUCCACUACAACAGCUGGCUUCCGUGGCCCUGCGAAGCGCGCAGCGUUUGGCGAUGUGACCAAUGUCAGCAAGCAAGGCGGACACCUUCGUGAUGAAGGCAAAUCAAUCAAAGUCUACGCUACGAAUGGUGUCAACCAUGGCCCUACAGGUGUGCCUUUGAACAAGGAGAACGGUGCUUAUGGCAAGGAUACCUUUACUCGUCCCGCGCAAAGACCCGUCAACCAAUCGUCGACACGAACCGCCCUUGAGAACAAGAAUUUCGACGCGAACAAGAAGACGUAUGUGAGGAAGGAUAGCCACGUCGUCACCAAAGCUCCUGCUCCUUCCUCGACCCAAAAUGCACCUUCCCUUCAACCAAGACACCACAAGAGCCAACCUCAGCUUAAACCUCAGCAGCAACAGUUCAGUCUGCGACGUACCCAGAGCAAGCAGCUAGACAAGGUCGUUCCCAAGCCUGAUGCCGAUAUGGGCUGCAAGGUCACGAAUCCUGCAGCGCACCAGCUGCAGGAGACCGAGUACCCCUAUGACCAAGCUGCUUAUCUUGACUCUAUGUAUCUACCUAUCGAGGCUGGUGUCGGUCUCGACACGCUCCAAAAGGAAGAGCACGAAGAACCACCUGCUAAGCUCCCCGAGAUCUCUGAGGAAGUUGCCGUUCUUCCCUGUUACGAAGAAGGCCCUGUUCCUGCGAUGUCGGAGCCUGAAGAAUGCUGGGAGGAGGAAGACGACGAGGAUUUCGAUGACCAGGACCAAGCAUAUAUGACGGCGCACUCGGUUCGUUCCAGAGAUAUGACUGCCGGUGGUGCUACAGAGAUUGUGCCCCUACCACGCGUAACAGCUCGUGUCCAGCGCGAACUUGAAGACGCCCGCGAAGAGGUGGAGCGAACGCGCACAGACGACGAGAUCGAGGAAGAGUUAUGGGAUGUCAGCAUGGUCGCCGAGUAUGGUGACGAAAUCUUUGAGUAUAUGCGUGAACUUGAGAUCAAGAUGCUUCCUAAUGCUCACUACAUGGACAACCAGACCGAGAUUCAAUGGUCAAUGCGAGCUGUUCUCAUGGAUUGGCUGGUGCAGGUCCACAACCGGUUUGGCCUCUUGCCCGAAACACUCUUUUUGACAGUCAACUACAUCGACCGUUUCCUUUCUCAGAAGAUUGUGUCGAUUGGCAAGCUCCAGCUUGUUGGGGCAACCGCGAUCUUGGUGGCGUCCAAAUACGAAGAGAUUAACUGUCCUUCUUUAGGAGAGAUCGUCUACAUGGUUGACAACGGGUACACUGCAGAGGAGGUUCUCAAGGCCGAGCGCUUUAUGCUUAGUAUGCUGAGCUUCGAGCUUGGAUGGCCCGGCCCUAUGAGCUUUCUGCGACGCGUCAGCAAGGCUGACGACUACGACUUGGAAACUCGCACUCUCGCCAAGUAUUUCCUCGAGUUGACCAUUAUGGACGAGCGAUUUGUGGCCUCGCCUCCGAGCUUUCUUGCUGCAGGCGCGCAUUGCCUUUCACGACUCAUUCUCAAGAAGGGUGACUGGACUAAGCAACAUGUCUACUACUCGGGUUAUACCUGGAGUCAGUUGAGAAGCUUGGUUACGAUGAUGAUUGAAUGCUGUGACCGUCCUCAUCUACAUCAUGCCGCAGUAUUCGACAAGUACACAGACCGUCGGUACAAGGAAGCAUCUUUGCUGGUGCAAGCAGCGCUCGAUGCUGGAUUCACUCUUCCUAACCAGAUGGCUCCAGUUCGUCAAGAACUUGACGCGUAUCGUGAAGACAGUGCCGAGGUGCCAAUUGCGCAGCCUCAACUAAUUCCUAUCGAGGGUUGA
Molecule: messenger RNA, 1902 nt
Organism: Fusarium coffeatum
Lineage: Eukaryota; Fungi; Ascomycota; Sordariomycetes; Hypocreales; Nectriaceae
Exons: 4
Coding region: 1-1902 (633 amino acids)
Biological process (GO): regulation of cyclin-dependent protein serine/threonine kinase activity; mitotic cell cycle phase transition
Cellular component (GO): centrosome; cyclin-dependent protein kinase holoenzyme complex; nucleus
Molecular function (GO): cyclin-dependent protein serine/threonine kinase regulator activity
Source: RefSeq, a predicted model, not a curated record